Molecule: messenger RNA, 3906 nt
Organism: Neofelis nebulosa (Clouded leopard)
Lineage: Eukaryota; Metazoa; Chordata; Mammalia; Carnivora; Felidae
Product: olfactory receptor 1F1-like
Exons: 2
Coding region: 1904-2857 (317 amino acids)
Biological process (GO): G protein-coupled receptor signaling pathway
Cellular component (GO): membrane
Molecular function (GO): olfactory receptor activity; G protein-coupled receptor activity
Source: RefSeq, a predicted model, not a curated record
GGCUCUGACCCUUUUACCCGGAAAUGGCGUGAAGAGGCACUCUGCGGUUGGUGCCUACCAAACCUGGGCAACUGGCGGGUUCCAUGAGCCUUCCUCAGCCCACCUGCGCCAGUCCUUUAGGGCUGUGCGGGAUCGUCUGCCCUUCCCAGUUGGGAUGGGCUACAGGUGUUCACGACUCCUAUUUCCUACUUCCACAGGCUGGGACUGUGGGAGGUCAAGGUCUGACUUCGAUUUUGAAUAUCCUUUCAAAAGGCAAGGUUGGCUGAGGAGCCAGCGGCGCACGAACGGGUGCGGGUGGCUCGGGUCCUUCUCAGAGUAAGGGCACCUCUUUCUUCGAGGACCAGGCAUAGCCUGGGUGAUGGCUAGAAAUGCAUAAUCUCAGGCUGCAUCCCAUACUUCCUGAAUCAGAAUCUUCACGUUAACGACAUGCCUAGGUGGUUUUUGUGCACGUUACUGUUUGAGAAUUGCUGCUUUAAGCUUCGCGUGAUUUCUGGUGUAGAAGGCAAUGUUGACGAAUGCGUUUGGUUCUGGAGACGGUGGCCUAUACUGCAGACCUAAAGGAGAGGUUAAGGUGUGAGUCUUGUGUGUCAGACUUAGGAUCUUUAUGCAUUCCAGGUCACUUAAGUCACCUUGUCACUUAAGGUGGUAUAAUGAACGUGCUAUGAUACAAGUAGAUAAGCUAUGUGAGCAUAGGUAUCAGGGAGUGUACAGAAGCAAUCAGGAAAGGGAAACUAAUAUACGCAAUGAGGCAUUAGUCAACCUGAGGUUUAAAGACGGAUAGGACGUGUAUUAGGAAUGAAUCUAUUCCAUCUGCUUAGCGUCCCACAAACAUAGUUUCUAGGCAAGGAAUUCACUUUAUAAUAAAAGGAGUGUGGUCACCAGUUGCCAAGAUGGCCCCCAGUGAUCCUGGUCUUGUGUAGUCCCUUCCCACAUUGACUUAGGAUGACUUUGUGUCUUUUUUUUUUUUUUUUUUUUUAACGUUUAUUUAUUUUUUAGUGGGAGCGGGGAAAGGGCAGAGAAGGAGGGAGACAGAGAAUCCGAAGCGGGCGGGUUCCGCGCCGACAGCGGUGAGCCCAAAGUGGGGCUCAAACUCAGGAACCGUGAGAUUAUGACCUGAGGCCAAGAAGGAUGCUCAACCGACUGAGCCGCCCAGGUGCCCCUGACUUUGUGUCUUAACCCAUUUUGGCUGCUAUUACAAAAUACCCUAGACUGGGUAGUUUAUAAACAACAGAAAUGUUUUUUUCACAGUUCUGGAGGCUGGGAAAUCCAGGAUCCAGGUGAUGGUGCAUUGGUGUCUGGUGAGAGUCCACUUCCUGUUUAUAGAUGGCUUUUCUUUUCAGUGUAACCUCACACAGUGGAAGGGACAAGGGAGCUUUCUCGGACCUACUUUUAUAAGAGCACUAAUACUCUUAGUGAGGGUUCUGCCCUCAUGACUGGAUCACCUCCCAAAGGCCCUGCCUCCUAAGGACCCUACCAUCACCUUGGGGCUAGGAUUUCAGUAUGUGAACUUGCUGGGGACAUAACCAUUCUCUCCUUAGCACCGUGCAAACAGCAGAAUGUUGUGGAAAUGAUGAUGUGUGAUGGUAGGAGCUCCAUCAUAAAAGAUACUGUGAUUUCCAUGUUGCUCUCUCGAAUCUCUUGUUCUGUGGGAAGCCGAUUAACUCUGUUGCAAGGACAUAUGAAGUUGUCUCUAUGGAGAAGUUCAUGUGAGGGACUGAGUUUCCUGCCAAAAGUAGCAUGAGGGCACCGCCUUGGAAGACCAUCCUGCGGCCACAGUCAAGCAUUCAGAUGACUGAGUCCCUACGGACAACUGAACUGCGGUCUCAUGACAAGUCCUGGUCGAGAACAACCAUUCAUCUAAACCAUUAACAGGUUCCUGACCCAUAGGAAUUGUGUAAGCCCCAUGAGAGGAGCAAACCAGUCGAGUGUCUCCGAGUUCCUCCUCCUCGGGCUCUCCAGGCAGCCCCAGCAGCAGCAGGCCCUCUUUGCGCUCUUCCUGAGCAUGUACCUGGCCACGGUCCUGGGAAACCUGCUCAUCCUCCUGGCCAUCUGCGUGGACCCCCACCUGCACAUCCCCAUGUACUUCCUCCUCAGCCACCUGUCCUUUGUGGACAUCUGCUUCUCCACCACCACCGUCCCCAAGAUGCUGGCCAACCACAUCCUUGGGACUCAGACCAUCUCUUUCUCUGGGUGUCUCACACAGAUGUAUUUUGUGUUCAUGUUCAUGGACAUGGACAAUUUCCUCCUGGCUGUGAUGGCCUAUGACCGCUUUGUUGCCAUAUGUCACCCCUUACACUACUCGACAAAGGUGACCCACCAGCUCUGUGCCCUGCUGGUUGCUGGGUCAUGGGUCAUUGCCAACCUGGAUGUCCUACUGCAUACCCUGCUGAUGGCUCGACUCUCGUUCUGUGCAGACAAUGCCAUCCCCCACUUCUUCUGUGAUGUGACUCCCCUCCUGAAACUGUCCUGCUCUGACACCCGUCUCAAUGAGAUGAUGGUUCUUAUCGAAGCAGGGUUGAUCAUGAUCUCUCCAUUUAUUUGCAUCCUGGCUUCGUAUGUGCAUAUUACCUGCGCUGUCCUGAGAGUCCCGUCCACGAAGGGAAGAUGGAAAGCCUUCUCGACCUGUGGCUCGCACCUGGCCGUGGUUUCCCUCUUCUAUGGCACCAUCAUUGCUGUGUAUUUCAACCCUUUAGCCUCACACUCAGCUGAGGCAGAUAUAGCAUCUGCUGUGAUGUUCACGGUGGUGACUCCCAUGCUGAACCCCUUCAUCUACAGCCUGAGGAACAAGGACAUAAAAGGGGCUCUUGGAAAAGUGGUUGCUCUGAAUAUUUUUCUACCUGGUAAUCAAAUGGGCUAAGAAAAUCAGGCAGGGAACUAGUUUCUAAGAAGACCAUAUUUGCUUUUUCUAUUGUGCAAAGCUCAGCAUUUGUCAUGUGUGAGAGAAUCAUCUAGUGUCUGUCUUGGGAGACCAGAUUUGAUACAGCCUCUUCAGCUAAGGAUGGAAAGCAAGAUCCUUUUACCAAAUAACUUACUGCACCUGUUAGUGCCCUGCAGCCCAAACCCACUAGCAACACAUGUCUUGUUGAAUGAGUGUGGUUUAUUAGGCUCAGAGGGGAGAAUGCAUACCAUCGGGAGUUGUGAGGCAUCUUAGCAGGAAGGUGUUAGACAGGAUUUACAAAAGGCUUGUUGUCUGAGGUGAAUUUAGUGAGGAUUUAAGGAGAUGGGUCUGUGCUCUGGAUUUCACACUGUCACAUAGUAGGGAUGAUUCUGAUGGAGUAUCUUAAAAUAUUUUAUCUAGGAGGGAAGACUAGACUAAGGCAAGACUGUGAUUGGCAGAGAAGUAGCAUUAAUUCGUAUCAGCCAACAUAGGGGGAGUUUGGUCAUUUUUGUGGCUUGGACAGUGUUCGGACAUGAUUACAGAGUGGUCUCUCUUUGUCUUGCUCCAUGAUGGUCACAGAGCGGCCCUGUGUGGUACUGUGGUUGUGUUCAUCCUGAGAACAUGGCAUCGAUCUGUGAGUGCCAGGCCAUCUCCUGGGUGUCAGGACUGGUUUGUCUUUCUCACAACAGAGACGCAGAGAUAAGAGUACAUCUUACGGGAAGCUCAGACCGGUGGGGGUAGGAAAGGGAAGGGUUCAUUUAGGGCUCCAAGAAGCCCUAAUUCUGCCACGAAUUCGAGCUAAUUAUUUGUUAUUUUCUUAUCUGAGCUUUCUGGGUCACACAGCAUUACAGCAGGAAUAAGUGUGAGAUACACAAGAAUAUCUUCGAAAAUCUCCACUGUGUCAAUGAACUGCAUCUUUUUUCCACACUGCCUUCAGUUUAUGUCAAUGCGGUGAGAUAUUUUACAUAGUUACUAAUUUGUAUCCUGAUUUCCCACUAUAAUUUUAUAAUAAAGCUUUUCAAAAUUGC